GCAGCUGCAUUCAUGGUUUUCAGGUUUGUGACAGGCAGGAUUGGCAAGUGAUUUGCGGACAGCUUCGUAUUGCCAAGGCGAAUCACAAUGCAGCAACUUCGAUCAGUAGAAGUACGUGAUUACUUGAACCUUCAAUCGAGCGGGGAGUUGCUCAACUCUUUGGCCAGUGUAGGUGCAAGGACCGAGAAGAUCCUGUAUAGCGCUAAUGUGGAAAAGGUGAAGCGAAAGUGGUUCAUACCAGAGAAACAGGUUCUCCUUAUCACGAAUAAAGCAGUGUACAGUCUGAUUGGCAAAGCCUUGGAAAUAAAACAUCGCAGUUUGCUUACCAGCCUUCAAAAGAUUAUCAUCGGAAAGCAGGGUUCGACCCAGCAGUUCUUGCUGUUUAUUGCCGAGGGCUCAGACGUGUAUGACUUGCACUUUGCAAGCGCCAAUGUAACAGAAAUCGUCAGAAUCUUACAUGCUGCACAACGCUUUGCCAAUCACACACCAACUCCUUUCGUUAUGCAAGAAGAAAAGGAUCUCAAGAAAUUUCGCGUUAACAAGACGGACGCUUCACAUAUGUCCCUGAGUCAGACAAUCAGGGACUUCACCUCAACAACGAGGCGCAAGUCUGUGACUGCGUUUUCUGAAUCGGACGAGGAAGUUGAUCUGAGUAGCUUUGAGGUGCUUAAAGUCCUAGGAACUGGAGCCUCCUCAAAGGUCUUCCUUGUUCGGAAAAAAUCUACAGGAAAAGUAUACGCCAUGAAAACACUUCUCAAAGAAGCCGUUAUUGCCAAUCAGCAAGUAGAGCGUGCCAAGUCAGAGAGACAAAUACUCGAGGCCUUACAGCAUCCUUAUCUGGUAUCUUUACGCUACGCAUUUCAAACAGAAAACAAGCUGUUCAUUGUGCUGGACUACCUCAAUGGUGGGGAGCUCUUCUUCCACCUAAAAGAAUCAGGAAGGUUUGAUGAGGAUAGGACGAGGUUCUAUGCUGCAGAGAUUAUUCUGGGAAUCGGGCAUCUACACUCCCUUGGAAUUGUCUACAGGGACUUGAAGCCUGAAAAUAUUCUGCUGGACAACACAGGACAUGUCAAAAUCACUGAUUUCGGACUAGCCAAGACUAUUGUUGUCAAUAGUGCCGCAAGUGGAAUUCGAGAAUCGUUCGUUGGAACACCGGAAUAUAUCGCGCCCGAGAUUGUGAGGCGGUGUGGACAAGGGCGUGCUGUAGAUUGGUGGAGUCUCGGAAGCAUGAUAUUCGAAAUGUUGCACGGAUUGCCUCCGUUUUACGAUCCCGAUCCGAAUAAGAUCUACAAAAAGACGCUCUUCCAAGCAGUGGAGUUUCCUGCUACCUUCUCUCCUGCUGCAAAACAUCUCCUCGGCCAGCUUCUGGAAAGAAACCAGGAUUUGCGCCUAGGCGCUGGAGAUAGAGAUGCAGAAGAAAUCAAAGAGCAUCCUUUCUUCGCUUCAAUCGACUGGGCUGCACUUUACAACAGAGAAAUUCCAGCUCCUUUUGUACCCAACGUCAAAGGACCAGAAGACGUCGGAAAUUUUGAUCCAGAGUUUACCUCAGAACGGAUCAGAGAAUCGAUGAUUGUGACGGGAGAUCAGAAGCCACAGAGAGUCAAUGACAGCAGGUUUGCAGGAUUCUAUUAUUCUCCUGCGAAUCUCGGUGACCAUCCUGUUGCAAAUGCCGAAUGUGCUCCUGCUGCGGCUGAUUUGGCAGCUUGAGUCGCAUCCAAGAUAGACCGGAACACAUUUUCUCCAAGCAGUGGAUAUGUCAAUGAGAUCAUUAUUGUCAUUUCAAAGCUAUCAGAAAGUUCAAAAAUAUUAAUAGUAGCAAAAAUCUACCUGCAAAUACAUGAAGUGCGAUCUAGCCAUCCUCAUCGUCAAAGUCAAGGCUUCCAUUGCUCAAGAUACCUAUCAGAAUAAGAUAAGCAUUCACCUAAUCGCACGCAGAGAUGAAACUAUUCAACAGAAUAUAAGAGCUGCAUUGCCUUAUCUGAGAAUUAGAUUCAAGUUUGCGGAGCUUUCUGUUCA
Marchantia polymorpha subsp. ruderalis is the source of this 2016-nucleotide messenger RNA. NCBI's taxonomy places the organism in Eukaryota, Viridiplantae, Streptophyta, Marchantiopsida, Marchantiales, Marchantiaceae. The record is from the annotation of a GenBank genome assembly.